UGGCCUUCCAGACCUCGCCAUGGAGAGGCUGACAACUUAGUCGACCGCCUCACUGCCGGGUGCAUACUUGCUGUCUGGCUCCCCAAGACAACUCUACCUUGAGGCUGACUCAAUGUUUGAUUUUUAACAAAAUAAAAUAAGAAGAUCAUAAGAAAUGCAGAGUGAAUUGGUGCCAGUUAGCUUGUCCGAGGUAGAAAAUAUACCUUCCAUUUCAUCAGAUAAAACCACUGGCUGUACAUCUGGCUCAAAAGGCUCCACGAACUGUUUUUCUGGAGAUGAAGAGAGCAGCUUAGACAAAGAUUCUAAACUGCUUCCAUCAAAAAAAGAGAUGACUUCACUUAUGCUUCCUGAAGGUAAUCAAAUUGAAGCACAAAAGGAUUACUCACCAGAUCAUAGUGGAGUUGGAAAUUCUUAUGACAAAGCAGACAUGUAUGAAGAAAAAUCUCAGAGAAUAACUCAUUUUCCUGGUGGUGAUUUUGCAGAACAAAUAUCAAAGACAAAUGGAACGGAACAAACACUUACAGAAAUAUUGCAAGAAUUAAGGUCAUCUAAACUUACAGAAACAUCCAGUGAAAAGACUUAUUCAGAAAGUCCAUAUGAUACAGACUGCACCAAGAAACUUAUUUCAAGAAUACAAAAUGUUUCAGCACAGGAAGAUUUGUUGGAAGAAAUAGAAUCAGAGCUCUUAUCAGCAGAACUUUCAAAUGAACAUAGAGUACCCAAUGGAAUGAAAAAGGGUGAACGUGCUUUAGUUAUGUUUGAAAAAUGUGUACAAGAUAAAUAUCUGCAGCAGGAGCAUACUAUAAAGAAGUUAAUUAAAGAAAACAAGAAGCAUCAGGAACUUAUUUUAGAAAUUUGUUCAGAAAAAGACAACCUAAGAGAAGAACUAAAAAAACGAACAGAAACAGAGAGACAACAUAUAAACAUAAUUAAACAGUUAGAAACAAGAAUAGAGGAACUCAAUAAAGACAUUAACAUUUCCAAAGAAAAACUUGUAACGCAAGAUACUGCAGCCAAAAAUGCGAUUCAGCAAUUACAUAAAGAAAUGGCUUUUCGAAUGGAGCAGGCAAACAAGAAAUGUGAAGAGGCUCGACAAGAAAAAGAAACAAUGGUGAUGAAGUACGUCAGAGGUGAAAAGGAAUCUUUAGAUCUUAGAAAAGAAAAGGAGGGACUUGAGAGAAAACUCAGAGAUGCAAAUAAAGAAAUUGAGAAGCAUGUUAACAAAGUUAAACAGCUUUCUCAAGAAAAAGGAAGACUACACCAGCUCUAUGAAACGAAGGAAAGUGAUGCCACUAGAAUGAGCAGAGAAAUUGAGAAAUUGAAGGAAGAUAUCAACUCUCAUAUCAUCAAAGUAAAAUGGGCACAAAACAAAUUAAAGACAGAAACUGAUUCACACAAGGAAACCAAAGAUAAACUUAAAGAAACAACAAUAAAAUUAACUCAAUCCAAAGAAGAGGCAGAUCAAAUACGGAAAAAUUGUCAAGAAAUGAUAAAAGCAUAUCAAGAGUCAGAAGAAAUUAAAUCAAAUGAGCUAGAUGCAAAGCUCAAAGUCACAAAAGGAGAACUAGAAAAACAAAUGCAGGAAAAAUCUGAUCAGCUAGAGAUGCAUCAUGCCAAAAUAAAAGAACUAGAAGAUUUGAAGAGGACAUUUAAGGAGGGUAUGGAUGAGCUACGAACACUAAGAACAAAGGUGAAGUGUCUAGAAGAUGAACGAUUAAGAACAGAAGAUGAAUUAUCCAAAUAUAAAGAGAUUAUUAAUCGCCAAAAAGCUGAAAUUCAGAAUUUGUUGGAUAAAGUUAAAAUGGUAGAGCAGUUACAGGACCAGCUUCAAAGAGGUAAACAAGAAAUUGAAAACUUGUCUGAAGAAGUGGGAAGUCUGAAUUCUUUGAUUAAUGACCUACAGAAAGACAUUGAAGGCAGUAGAAAAAGAGAAUCUGAACUGUUGUUAUUUACAGAAAAAUUAACUAGUAAAAAUGCCCAACUUCAAUCCGAAUCCAAUUCUUUACAGUCACAAUUUGAUAAACUCUCCUGUAGUGCAAGUCAGUUACAGAGUCAUUGUGAACACAUGAGACAGACUAAUACUGAUUUGGAAAGUAGGUUACUUAAAGAAGAAGAACUUCGAAAGAAUGAAAGCCAUGCUUUGCAAGCUGAACUGACUUCUAGACAAACAGAAUUAAAAGCUUUAAAUACUCAAGUUGAAGAACUGAAAGAUGAAUUAGUUACCCAAAGACGUAAACAUGCUUCAAACCUCAAGGAUCUUACCAAGCAACUUCAGCAAGCACGAAGAAAAUUAGACCAGAUUGAGAAUGGUAGCUAUGAUAAAGAAGUCAGUAGCAUGGGGAGUCGUUCUAGUUCAUCAGGGUCCCUUAAUGCUCGGAGCAGUACAGAAGAUAGAUCACCAGAAAAUACUGGCUCCUCUGUGGCUGUGGAUAAUUUUCCAGAAGUGGACAAGACUAUGCUGAUUGAGAGGAUAGUAAGGCUGCAGAAAGCUCAUGCUCGGAAAAAUGAAAAGAUUGAAUUUAUGGAGGAUCAUAUAAAGCAACUGGUGGAAGAAAUUAGGAAAAAAACCAAAAUAAUUCAGAGUUAUAUCUUACGAGAAGAAGCAGGCACGCUGUCAUCAGAGGCAUCUGAUUUUAACAAGGUCCAUUUGAGUAGACGAGGAGGCAUCAUGGCAUCCUUGUAUACUUCCCAUCCGGCUGACAGUGGGCUGACUUUAGAACUUUCCUUGGAGAUCAACCGGAAAUUACAGGCUGUUUUGGAGGAUACAUUACUUAAAAAUAUCACUUUGAAGGAAAAUCUACAAACGCUAGGAACAGAAAUAGAACGUCUUAUUAAACACCAGCAUGAACUAGAACAGAGGAUGAAGCAAACGUAACAAAGCUCUUGCAUAGUAAACAGACAAAAGCUGCAGAAGGAGCAGGUGCUACAGACCUCGGUGGCAUUUUGAAGUUUUUCUUAUGAUCUGUGUGUCAAUCAGUGAAAGUGUGUUUUGCCUGUUUGAUACAAAUUUAAGUCAUAACGGAACUUUCUGGUAUGACCCAUCCUCGCUAUUCUCUGACCAUUUGAAUGAGUUACUGUGUGUACUGUAAGUAGCAUAAGCUUCAAGAUUUUAAUUGUUUGCACUGUGGAAUAUAACAUCUUAUUAACGAUGAAUUGGAAAAAAGUUUUAAUUUGCUAAUUGUCAUAUCAGAUGCUGAAGAAUACUACAAGGGCUUUCAAACACUAUUUUUCCAUCUCUCUUCCCAUUAACAUGCCUUACAUAUCAAAGGUGAUUCAACCUUUUAAAAAUAUGCAUGACAAGACAGGCAUUUAAAAGCAUUCGUUAAUAUGCACUUUCUUACUCUUAAAAUAAUCUGAACACAAAUAACUAUAAGACAUUAACUUUGGAAUUUUCAUUAGCCAUGUAUAGUAGGGUAUGCGUUUGGUUCUGUGACUUGAUUUUAAAAUUGAUAUUUGAAGUGGAAUGGAAAAGUUGGUUAAUGAUGUUUGUGUAGUAUCCUGAGAAAUGUUCAGACAUUCAUUCUUCUCAAUGUCUGGUUUGAUUGUUAAGCUUUUCCUACUAUUAGAUGCCUUCUUUAUAGCACCCAUGCCUGGUUCAUUGCAUUUAAAUGUUUCUCAUUUUCACACAUUUCUUUAGAUUGACAGUGAAAUGGUUUCCUAGAAUUCAUUUCCAUAAAACAGAUUCCCCAUAGUGUAGCUUGAGAAAAUUUUCAUUGACUUAAAUCCAAAUUUUAAAAUUGAACGAGUCGUUAGAACAGUAGACUACUUUAGAAGCUGUAAUACACAUAUGCUUCAUUAAUAUGAGAAAAAAUGCAAUAAUGUUUAAGAUUCAAGUUCCAAGGAAAAAACAGCAUUGAUAUGUUUUGUCAAGACUGUUUUAUUUGAAUACUAUCUUUUGCAUUGUUAAAUCCAUUUUAUACUGUAGAUUAUAACAUCACUCCUCAAAGAUUAUUAUAUUUUUAUUUAAAACUCACAAUCACCUAUGUGUAACCAAAGGAUUUUUAGAGCCAAAUGCAUAUACCUAUUGAGAGAUUUUACUAUAUUUAUUUAAAAUAUGCACUUAAUUUUUAUGAGCAGUAUCAAUAGUAAUUCUUAGAUAAAUUCCAUUAGGGCAGGGACCAUUUUUUAUUUAUCUCUGUAUUUUCCCCAAUGCCUAGUACGGUGCUUUGCACAUAAUAGGCAUUUAAUGUUCAGUUUGUUAAAUUUUUUCAUUUGUCAAGAUGCUACUUAAAUUCACCCUCAUCUAUUAGAUUUUUCAUGUGUGCAUUUGUGUUCAUAUAUUUUAGAUCAUUGUUUACUUUAAUGCAAUGCCUUGGCUAUUGUUCAGUGGUUGUAACUGUUAAAAUGAUUAGUUUUUGUUUAAUUUCAAAUUUUUUUAAAGGGGAAUGGAUCCUUGUAGUUUAUUGCCACUGGAAGUUUUUUGUUUGUUUUAAUCAAAUUGAACUCUAAAAGCUGGGUCCAUUACAGUACCAUCCCUCUCUAAUUUGUUUUAAAAUUCUAGUAUUAAUUUGACAGUGUUGCAAAAAGAAAUGCAAUAUUCAAAGGUUCAAUUUCUGUGGUGUGGUUUAUAUUUUCUGUAUAUUUAGUUCAUGUACUUAUCAUACCUACUCCCAUUUAGAAAUUCAAAAAAUUAAAUUCAAUGAAGAUUGUUUAUGUUAGUUGAGAAUUAGUAUUGAUAUACCAUUAUGUGUCUUAUUUUUCAUAUGUGUAAUUUAUGAAAGUAAAAAAUGAAUAACCAUAUAGGGUAAGUGCAAUCAUGUUUGCCUUUUUUUUAAUUUUCAUUAUUCUUUUAGGCCUUCAUUGACACUCCUAGUGACUACUUAUUGUAGCCAGAUUUUUAUUCCUGUGCAACCAAACCAUGCUUGGCUUGUCAUAUAGAUAUAUCUAUGAGAUACAAUUUUAGUUUUUCUCCAUAUAUGAAUCAAUAUUCAGGAGGCUAAGAUAAUUAUAUGUCCAUUAUGUGCUACGUAGAUAAGCUUUUAAAUUUCUACAUUUAUCAGAGAUGGAAAUUAAUUAGUCCAGUAUUUAUGUCUACAUAUGUCCAUUGGAGAAAUCUUUACCAAGAAGUUAGUUUUUGGAAGAAAGCCAUUAGAAAGUAUAUGUUAACCAUAUUCUUAUUUCUAAUAUAAGUGCAAGUAGAAAUCCUUUGAAGAAAAUAUUUUACUUUUUUUUUUUAAUGAUGUACACUACAGCCUUACAUAUCUGGAUAAGAACUGAACAAAGCCAGGGCAUACAAAAAUCCAGAUAACUCUAGCUAGAUAUUUGGCUGUAUAGAGGACAGUGGAUUUAUACCUUACCCCUGUGUAAGCAAGUACAGUAGGAUUUGUAUAGAUUGUUAUUAUUUUAAAUAUAUGGGAGAGGUCCAGGAGGGAAGGAGAGUCUAGACAUCUGGAAAAAUAACAUGUAUUGUAUGCUCUUUAGAAAAAUCAUAUUUAUUAAAGACCUAAUGCAUUGGUAUCUUCAGCUAGGUAUCAGUAUUUUAGGUUCUUUGGGUAGUAGGGAAUAGUGUACAUAUAUACAAGUUAUCAUAUCUUAAAAAGUAAGCACAAAGUAUUAAAUUAUUAACAAUUUUCCCAUAGUAAUUCAAUUCUUAAUCCCUCAGCCAGAGAAUUUAAAAUGAAGAUUUAGCAUCAGGGUAAAAGAGUGGGGUGGUUUUUGAAUGACUUCCCUAAUUAAGCAAUGUCUUUUUUUCAUGUGCCCUGUUUUCUAUACUGUACAAAUGUGAGGAAUAAGUUUCUAUUUCCUAAUUACAGAAUCCUGUGCAGUUUAGAAUUUUUUUGGUGUGUGCAUUUAUACACAUAGGUUUGUUUAUAGGAAUAUAUAUGCACAAAUAUAAUUAUUUGAAUAUCUCAUGAUUUUUAACCGUGGGUGGGUCAUCAACUAAUGAAUACAGUUCAUGCAAACAGCUUCAGGAUGUCCUACUUUUUGAAGUUAUUUCAAGGGUAAUUGUCAUACAACUCAAUUCUGUCAAGCUGAUCAAGCUAAGAGAUUGAUAUAGAAUAACCAAAGAUACUAAUUUAGUUUUAUAUUUUCAGAAAUUCACUUCUAAGGACAUCUGUUAUAAAUAACAUGGCCCUUUGUAACAGGUUAGGGAAAUGUUAAUCUAGGUGUAUAGUUGGAUGGCCUAAUGAUGCUUUGGGGAAAUUAUUAUUAUUUUUUUUUUUUUUUUGAGGAAUGCUUGUUGUUAUCAAAAUAGAUUGCUGUGGUUCUACAGAUUUUUUCAGCAUUAAGCAGAAUUUGAUACUUAUUUAUUUUUUCCUUUUAAAAAAACCUUAUAACAUAUGGCAUUAGCUUUCUAGUAAUGUUUUUAGAUUACUAAUGCCAACUGGUGUUGCUGACAAAUGCAUCUAAUUAUGUUGAAAUAUCAUGUCAGUUUCUUAAGCAAAAAAUUUUUUUUUCUUUUAUGAUAUGUUUAAAUUUCUUACUGAAAAAUUUUGCAUAUAAAUAUAAAGCUAGGUUUAACUACACAAAAUCUUUAGACUGUGUUAAUAUUUUAAAUACUCCGUGGCACCCUGGUGAAAAUCUUUCAUAGGUCAUCUUUUCAUUCACUGUGAUUUACUGUUCUUUGUGCUUACUGGCUCUAGUGACUUGAGUUUUUUUUUCCUCAAUAACUUUAAGAACAAAACUCUUUUGACACUUAACACUACUCUUUUAAAAAUCUUUAUUGCCAGUUGGUGGCACUAUUAACCAGAAUUUCAAAAGAGGUAAUUAAUUGAAAAUUUCUCCAAAUAUGAAGAUUUUUGAACAAAAUAAUUAAAUGAUGGUUAUAGCUAUAUAGUAAAGAUGUAUUUUUAUUCCAGAAUGAAAAGUUUUUUAAAAAUUUGUGUGUCCAUUGUCUGCAGUGGUGAAAUUUGUUUAUAUUUCUGAAUAUGUGUAUAGUCUCUUUGAUUUCAUUAAAAUAUUAAUUUUGUAGAUAUGAUUCUGUAUAAAUGAAGUUUUUCAAGAAGUCAUCACAAGUUCACGCUGUAUAUAUUGUAAUAUUAAAAAGAAAACAUCUGCUUCCAUGCUGUAAUUUAAUGGUAUCUCGACUCCUUCUUUACACUCACUCCUCUCUGAGGACUCUUUAGAACCUAUCUUCAAGGCCAGUUCACACUUCAGAAAAGUGAUUUUUUUUUUUUUUACCAUGCUUGAAAUAUUCUCCUAACUUACUUAGAAAUGCCAC
Messenger RNA from Trichosurus vulpecula (common brushtail), 7162 nucleotides. It is a transcript of the gene CCDC186, whose product is annotated as coiled-coil domain containing 186. Gene Ontology annotation, biological process: vesicle cytoskeletal trafficking. The record is from RefSeq and is a predicted model, not a curated record. The transcript has 17 exons. Bases 155 to 2875 code for a protein of 906 amino acids. NCBI's taxonomy places the organism in Eukaryota, Metazoa, Chordata, Mammalia, Diprotodontia, Phalangeridae. Gene Ontology annotation, molecular function: small GTPase binding. Gene Ontology annotation, cellular component: trans-Golgi network.